Molecule: messenger RNA, 9401 nt
Organism: Mercenaria mercenaria
Lineage: Eukaryota; Metazoa; Mollusca; Bivalvia; Venerida; Veneridae
Product: monocarboxylate transporter 2-like
Exons: 8
Coding region: 6305-7852 (515 amino acids)
Biological process (GO): transmembrane transport
Molecular function (GO): monocarboxylic acid transmembrane transporter activity
Source: RefSeq, a predicted model, not a curated record
AUCUUGAUUUCAAAAUGGCCGCCUCAAAUUAUGCUAUUUUCCAUUUUCUUAAAAAUUAAAUUUGUUAAAAUGUACUGUACGCACGUUUUAUGUUACAUAAUUGCUAGAGUGCAUACAACCAGUUUAAAUGGAACAUAUAAUUCUAUCUUGUGUUUUUAAAACAGAGUUACCCUUGCUUUAAAGGGCGAUAAAUCACUCGUAUUUUUAUAAAUUUAGUAUGAUUUACAAUAUCUUCAAAAUACAGAUAUGACAUGACAUAAAAUACAUUCCUUUUUACAAAAUAUGCCUAAAUCAACCAUACUGUAUAUCUUUUAAGUUAAUCUUUCCAUUUUAAAGCAUAUGUUAAAGAUCAGCCUGUCCGCUUAGCUCAGUAGGUAGAGCACUGGUCUACGGAUCGCGGGGUUGUGAGUUCGAUCCCCGGGCGCUUAUGUAAUGGUCAUGGGUGACUUUAAUCUUCACAUCAACGAUGACACAGAUGCAAUGAAAUAAUUAUUGACUGAUAUCCGUCUUACUUUUGUAACCAGAUUAUUCCCAGAAAGAGUCCAAUGUGGUACAAUAUUUGUGUUCGUCCUAGCGAAACGGCUUCUUACGUCUGUAAGAGGACACUUUCGAAGAAAAACUCGCACUGUAUCUAUUACAUACAAAAGUUAUUCAAUUCGAAUGUAGCCAUUUUCCAAAAAAGUAUGCAUCAAAUUUCAUUCUUUUCUGUAUGUUUUUGCAAAUACAAGGGUAGAGUAUCUGGUUAUCAGUAAUAGCGGACAAAUUACUCACUGUAUCUGCAUUGUAUAUGUAUUUGCACUACGGCGGACAGGAACCGAUAUCAUAAAACACGCAUUGUGCAUGCAACACGCAUUGUGCAUGCAUUUAAAACACGUUCAUACGGAAUACAUAAUGACUGAAAACUUCUUCCACCAGACGACUUUUACCUGGUGAUGAUGUCACGACCCGGAAGCACAAUACCCGCGGUUCAUUUGUCUUCACUCGCCUUGAUGUGAUUUUCCCAGCGCAGAGCUUUCGUCCCAUGGUUGUGCCGUAACCCGCAAAAGACGAUGAUUUUUUGCCAUCAACUGAAACAGUUCAGGGAUGCAAACACCUACCAUCAUAGGGAGCCAAAACGGAGUCAACGUUUUCACGGUUUAGAGGGACUUAACUUGAAGAUAUGUUGUUUAUUUUUGUGCUACUUAAAGUUCAAAGUUAACGGAAACAUCUGUGUCACGGAACUGUCAGUGUUAGGACUUUAUACUUGUUAAAAAGAGAUACUGAGCUCAGAUUUGUUUUCUUUCUUUCUUACAAUAAGAUUUUUUUUUCACUUUUCAUUUAUUCAUUGUAAAUAAUCAUUUUCUGUAAAUAAAUUUGUAAAUAUUGUAAUGGGUGUUGAUUUGUUCUGAUAGUUAUUGUCCCCGGUACGUCCAUCCUGUCACAGCAGAUUGUUCUUUUUUGUAUUUUAUAUAUCAUUAUGUGGUGCUGUGAUAUCGUGCUAUAUUUUCAGUGACAAAAAUCCUGAUGCAAAUUGCUGGAUUGGUUUUAUUAUUGUAUGUAUGGUAACGAUGCUAGAUUUUAGCAUUCUAUUCACUUUUGGAGCCAUGUUUGUGGAUAUGAUGGAAACGUUUGAGUCGGAACGUCCUUCGACAGCAAUAGUCCAGUCACUUCUCCUUGGAAUUUCCCUCAGUUUCAGCAUUGGAAUAUCUACGAUACACGUUAUAAGUGUAGUUGUUAUACAACAAAUGUUUCCACAACGUCUGCAACCCAUGUGCUUUGCUAUUCAGGGUACUGGUGUCAAUAUAGCUGGAAUACUUUAUCCGUUGUUAAUUGAGAGGCUGUUGGAUACUUAUGGCGUUCAUGGGACCUUCCUUAUACUUGGAGGAAUGUUUAUGAAUAGUUUUGCAGCGCCUAUGCUAUUAUCAUACAAUACAAAUACAGAGUAUCGCAAAGUUAAGGAUCGACAAGAUGAGAAAAUAGAAUGUAGUGAGAACACUCGCGAUGGUGCAAAUUCUAAGGCGGGAUCGGACACUAUCGUAUCCAGUGAAACGGAACAUAUAUAUAAUUCAGAAGAUCAUAUGCUAUCAGGAGACAAAACAAUUGGAAAUGAGAAUACUCUAUGUGAAGAACAAGAUAGUAUGACAAGAGAAGACACUGUACCUGAAUUGGAAAGUCAUACACACAUAAGUUUGUCGUCAUUGCUAACAAAACAGUAUAUAUUUCUCCUCCUCGCUUCAGCCAUGUGCAUUCCUGCAUUAAAUACAUUUCAAGGUUUAACAGUGGAUAUAUUUGUCUGGAAAGGGUUUAGCGUCUCCCAGGGUUUGUUUUCCUUUGUAACGUUUAAUGUGUUCAGUUUGUUGUCUAAAUCCAUACCCGUAUUCGCAAAGAAGUACUUAAGGUGACUCAGUUGUUUUGUUUUACCGAUGUGUUUUUGUAUAACUGGAAUUUUAAGUCAGCUUCUAGUAUACGUUUCGCUAAUAAUAUAUCAAUGUUUGCUGGAACAUCUCUUGUCGGUCUAUCCGUCGGUGGAGUUUUUCCAACGAUGUUCAUAGCUGGAGCUAAAAUAGUUUCGAGACGGGAGUGGCCGGUUGCUUCAGGACUCCUGAUGACUGUUAUAGGUGUGGUAUCUUUUGGACUUGGUCCAGUUUUCGGAUCAAUACGCGACAGAACUGGAACAUACACACCUACGAUUAUAACAAUAGGGAUACUGCAAGCAGCUGGAGCCGUUUUAUACAUGCUUGCUCUAAUUAGUCGAAAAAAUGAAUUUACAAAAAAAAAGACUUUCAGAAAACUUACCGCAAGAAAUGUCCAGACUGAAAGAAAUUGAUGCCGAGCCUGAGGGUGUCCAUGAAGGAACAUUAACAUUGUUUUUUUUUUUUUUGUUUUGGAUUUAACGUCGCACCGACAUAUGGUAGGUCAUAUGGCGACUUUGUUUUAAUGAAAACUUAUCUGUUUCAUUACUUUAUAUCGAAAUCUUGUUUUCAUUAUACAGAAAACGUUAUUCCUAUGUUCCAGAAAGACUGAAAUUAUCGCCAUUCUAUGGAGCCACAGAUGCUCUCUCAGACUGCUGUGCUGAUGAGCAUUUGAUCUUUGUUUGUUCAGCCCAAGGAGCCUGAUUUUAUUAAAUUGGAAACCUUUCCAGAAAUCUGAAGCUUAGUAUUUUACUUCUUACAGGAAGCAUUGGUUAGUGGUCCUGUACCAAGUUUGCUACAUAAUGUUCUGAGUGUAUACUUGAUUUUAAGCCAUAUCUUGUAUUAUUUAAAAUAUUUUCGCAUAAUUACAGAUUGAUUUUGCACAAAUGCCCACACAGUCACAUAAUUUUCGGACACACAUGUUUGUUUAAUUGUGUGUCUACUGAAGAUUUGUAAUGUAACAGGUUUGAAAUGUUCGGAAUAUUGUAUAUUCUAUAAAUCAUUGUUUAAUAUGCUACGUAGAAAGAUGAUAAACUAUAAUACUUGAUCUAAAUUGAAAAGCUGAAUUGUCAAACCUGUCACAAAACAUGUAGCCCAAGGGUUAAACAGGUAUACUUAGUUGUUUAUAUCAUUUACUUCCGGGAUCAAAGUUAGAUAUGUUAAGGACAAUGGCACGAGGAAUUGUGUAAUUUUACAUAGCGGCUAGACUGCUUAAUUAAAUAUAUAUGCUGAAAUAUAAUUAUCUAGGGAGAGAGAGUUAGAUGGGGAGUUAGAGAGAAAGAUGGGUUAUAGAUGCUAGAUUGAUAAGGUCACCUUUACUUAAUAAUAUCUAGCUAAAAUGUUAUGUUUAAAUAUUAAAGACUGUUGCUAUGAUAAAUAAAACUGGUUAAAAGGUUAUGUUUGUUGUACUAAAUGGCCACGCUACGUUACACAUUUAUACAUUGGCUUUUCAGUACUCCGAAAUAAUCAACCGUAGAUGUCAUAACAUAUGACGCACUCGGUAUAUUGCGACUUUCGAGAUAUGGGUUCAGGAAUAAAAAUCUCAUUGGUUCAAACGGAACGCCAUAAGUCAUCCAUACAAUUCUCUAAAUGAAAAUAGUGUUACAUGUAAAUGUAUAAAUGUACACACUGAACGCAUGUGUACAGUUACACAAAUCACUGCAAAUAUUAACACAAGGCAGCUUUUCCAGCGUUGAUGGUGAAGCAAAUGUUUGUUUCAGGGUGACAAAAAUAAGCGAACUAAUAUCACAACUAUGCGACGCAGGCAUAAAACCAUUUUAAUAAAUACAUCAAAUAAAUACAACUUAAUUCGUUAAAUUAGUACACGCAGUUAAAGAAAACGGUUAUUACGCCGAGAAAUAUUUAACCCAAAGCAAUUCAAAGUAUUAUAAGUACAAGCUGUGCGUCUUGCGUAAUAUUUAAAAUUCGAAAUCAGUAUAGCUGGGGAUGUCUUUAAGAUUCAUAUAUCGAACUGUCGAAAAUGAUAACACAGAAAAAAAAACAACAGUAAAAUUAAUGUACAUCUUCCCGAUUUUAAGAAGUUUACUCAGUUUAGCAUAGGAGUCCAUGAACUUACAAAUGUAAAAAAAAAGACUGUAAAAUAUAGCAUACUGAUAAUUGCAUGUUUGUUUUUUCCUGUUUUUUUUUUUUUGCUUAUCUACAAAUUAUUUUACAGUUGGGCGGAAAUUGUGUUCCGAAAUUCUGUCUCAUAAUAAUGCUUUGUUGGUUGUAAUUUGCUGCAAUAGAGCCUUCUCUAACACCUUUGGCAACGUCAACAAAAACUGUUAAAGUAAAAAUGAGCGAACCAACGUUAGGUUAGGGCUUUGAAGAUCCAUACAGUUCAUUUAUCCCCACAUCUACGCUGUUCGUUAAUCAACACGGAUGGAUGUGCAGGCUGAUCUGGAUCUAUACUGGUCUUGGUUUUGGCUGUAGCGGCAAUCAGUGGUCAUUAAUAAAGGUAUUCUUGUCAUUUAAAAUUAUAUCUCGUGGCACGAAACGGUUUGAUAGCUGACCAGAAAUCCCCAAAUGACCUAUCAAUGAAAUAAUUAUUGAUUGAUAUUCGUCUAAUUUUUGUUACCAGAUUAUUCCCAGAAUGAUUCCAAUGCUUUACAAGUUUUAGUUUUAAUAUAUUUACAAUGUAUAUCCUCUUUAAAAAAUUAAAAUUCUUUGACCUUAUGUUUAUGAAUGGAGCGCGUUUUGAUUGUUUCUUUUUCUUUUUGAUAGGUGCAUGUUUAUUUGCAAGAUCUUAAACAGUCAUACAUCUGAUUGAAAUGGUUUAAAUAUCUGCCUGCCGAUCUUGUUUUUAAGAUCAUAAUUACAAUAUUCCUUGUUAAAAUUAAAACCAUUUUUACUCGGCUAAUUCUAGCUAUCACAUUAUGGACAUAGCUAGGUCUAUUCAGCUGGGCGUCUGGGUGUUAUUCACAAUAAAUGAAUUCUUCAUGGAAAUAGCUAUGUCAAGUAAUAUGGACAGUACGCUUAUUGGACAGACAUGGAAAAGAUCCUGAUUAACUCUGGUCUUCAAAUGUGACCAUGACCUCUGAGCUAGAAGUGAUAUUAAAACCACUUGUCGGAUGGCACAGUUAUUGAGUGGAAAAAAAAAGACACUGUUACUUUUUGACCUUUUGGGAAAUAUUUGUGACAAGUAAUACGAAUGGAUGGUUGCGUUAUGAAGCGGAUAGGAAAAUAUCCCAGUUAACCUUUGACCCCCAAGUGUGACAUUGACCUAUAAAGGCACUGACCUCCAGAUUUUACGACAACAAUUAGAAAAUGAGUGCUAUAUUUCUUAAGAAGGCUUUGAAAUUUAGUGACUGGCAGAUUUUAUGUUAUGGAAAAACAUACUUUACUAACUGUCUCGUUCAAAAUAAAAAUGGGUAACGGAGGUAAACUGCCUUAAUUACAAACGAUCGUUUUAUACGUUUUCCUCCGUGAUGUAUUGGUCAAGACGGCAGGAAAGUUUUAUUGCCGAGGCGGCACGGGUUCGGUUCUCGACUCGGGUAUGUUUUUCUUCUCUUAGUAUGGCAUUUGUAAGAUAGUUUAGAAAAAAACUCAUGUUCUAAUGUUCAUAAUAUAAUCAAACUUCACUCAUGAUAUUUAGCCAACAUGUGGGGGUCAUUGCCUUUAAGACAGGGAUGCACGUGACACGUCUCAUUAUGGGGAAUAUUUGUGAGAAAUAAUAUUGUUAUCUCUUGAUAGAUGGCACAGGUAUGGACCGGACAUAAACUCUGUUAAUUCCAUACUGUAUACUGAUAUGCGCUACAUUCUAAUGGACCUCAGAGACACAUCCAGUCAAUUACUACCAUCGUAUCUUAAACGUUUUUUCUCCCACUGUACCAAUUUUGUAAGUAUCUGGUUAUCAGUAAUGUGUUUUAUGUCUUUUAUUCACUGUCACGGAGAGACACCGAUAUAGGACGCUCAUGUGCUUGAUAUCCAUGUGCAUGCGUAUAAAACACGUUCAAAACAUGUCAAAUAAAGAAAACAUAAUGACUGAAACUGACAAAAAUCCUGAUACAAAUUGCUGGUUUGUUUUUAUUAUUGUAUGCAUGGCAACGAUGCUAUAUUUUGGUAUUAUAUUCACUUUUGGAGCCAUGUUUGUGGAUAUGAUGGAAACGUUUGAGUCGGAACGUUCUUCGACAGCAACAAUCCAGUCACUUCUCGUUGGAAUUUCCCUCAGUUUUAGUGUUGUAAGCGGCGCACUAAUAUCAAAGUUUGAACUACACGUGGCUGCUUUGGCAUCAUCCAUCCUUGUACCGUUUGGAUUCUUGAUAUCAUUUUUCGUGGCAGAAAUCUACUAUUUAUACAUCACAAUUUCUGUCAUAUCAGGAAUUGGAAUAGCUACGACACACGAAAUAAGUGUAGUUGUAAUACAGCAAAUGUUUCCACAACGUCUGCAUCCCAUAUGUUUUGCUAUACACAGUACUGGUGUCAAUUUCGCCGGAAUACUUUACCCGUUCUUAAUUGAGAGACUGUUGGAUACAUAUGGCGUUCAUGGGACCUUCCUUACACUUGGUGGAUUGUUUAUGAAUAGCUUUGCAUCGUUUAUAAUAUUAUCAUACAAUACAAAGCAUCACAAAAUAAAAGGUCGACAAGAUGAGAAAAUAAAAUGUACAGAGAACACUCGCGAUGGUUCAAAUUCUGAAAAUGAAUCGGACAAUAUCAUACCCAGUGAAACAGAACAUCUAUGUAGUUCAGAAGAUCAUAUGCCAGUAGGAGACAAAACAGUUGGAAAUGAGAAUGCUUUAUGUGACAAACAAGAUAUUAUGGAACUUGAAGACGCCGUACCUGAAUUGGAAAGUCAUAUACAAAUAAGUUUGUCGUCAUUACUAACAAAACAGUAUAUAUUUCUCCUCCUCGCUUCAGCCAUGUGCAUUCCUGCAAUAAAUACAUUUCAAGGUUUCACAGUGGAUAUAUUUGUCUGGAAAGGGUUUAGCGUCUCCCAGGGUUUGUUUUCCUUUGUGCCGUUUAAUGUGUUCAGUUUGUUGUCUAAUUUCAUACCUGUACUCGCAAAGAAGUACAUAAAGCGGCUCAGUUGUUUUGUUUUACCGAUGUGUUUUUGUAUAAUUGGAAUUUUAAGUCAGCUACUAGUAUACGUUUCCGCUGAUUAUAUAACAAUGUUGGCUGGAACAUCUCUUGUCGGCCUAUCCUUCGGAGGAGUUGUACCAGCGAUGUUCAUAGCUGGAGCUAAAAUAGUCUCGAGACGGGAGUGGCCGGUUGCUUCAGGACUCCUGAUGACUGUUAUAGGUGUGGUAUCUUCUGGACUUGGUCCAGUUUUCGGAUCAAUACGCGACAGAACUGGAACAUACACACCUACGAUUAUAACAAUAGGGAUACUGCAAGCAGCUGGAGCCCUUUUUUACAUGCUUGCUCUAAUUAGUCGAAAAAAUGAAUUUACCAAAAAAAGACUUUCAGAAAACUUACCGCAAGAAAUGUCCAGACUGAAAGAAAUUGAUGCCGAGAGGGUAUAGGUACGGUGUCCAUGCAGGGAAAUUAACAUUGUUUACUUUGUUAUAAGAAAACUGAUUUGUUUGUAUCGGAAUAUUGUUUCAUUAUACGAAAUACGUUAAUGCUCUCAGUCUUGAAAGAUUAAGAUUAACACCAUUCUGUGUAGAAACUGAAGCUUUUUCAGAUUGUUGGACUGAUGGUCCUUUGAUCUUUGUAUGUUCGACUAAUAGAGCCUUUUUUUUGUAUCAAACUUAGAAACUUUUCCAGGAAUCUUAAUCUUAGUAUUUUACUUCUUACAGCAAGGUUAGUUAAUGUUCUCUACCAAGUCUGCCUCAGCCGUGACCUACGGAUCAAAUGUUAAUUUGAUAUUUCAACAUUGGCCUUGGUUUAACAGAGGACUUAAAACAUAGAAUACGCGUCUUUAAGCAUGCAAGGCUCACACAUUAUCAUAGAGAAUCUUUUAAAGCUGAGACCUAUUUUAAUGCUCUCAUUGCCACGACGAAGACGUCCACCACCGCCACGACCACCUCGAUGUAGGGCAUGAUAGUAAGCACAGUGUUUGUCUGUACUUCCAUUAUUUCGUUAGAAGCACUUCAUGUCUCAGGUAUAACAUUAACACGAUUCGAUGGAUUUGAAUACAACUUUGGUGUGGUGAGUUAUGUCUCGUGCAGGAAUCUUGUCAAGCCUUCAAGGUCAAGGUCAUAGACAAUGGCACUUAAGUUAGAAUUAACACUUUGUGCAUAAGCUAUACAUUUUUAAUGAUUGAAAGGCAUCCUAUGAAACUUUAGACAAAUGCUAUUCAUAAUGAGAAAAUGUUUCUCGAGCAAAAGUCAGAUUCCUACCUCAAAGGCCAAGGUCACAGCAAGGCAAGUUUUACAGGUACAAUCCCCGCAACAUGUUUUGUAUUCUUCAAGUUUUCCCUUUGCUUAUGUAACAGAUAUGCUUAUUUUCAGAAACAAUUACUAACUAGUCUACCUGAUACCAUUUAUUAAAUAAUCAUAUUAGGUUACUUUGAGCCUAUCAAUGCAGUUUUAAUGCCUAAAACAGCGAUAGUUUUCAGUCUGGCCUUAUUCAUGUUCAGUCAACUGGGACUUUUCUACCUAUAUUAGUAUCUUUAUAGUGAAAAGACCAUGCAUUUCUUGCUUUUAUCCUUUUCUUCAUCUUGUUUGAAUUAGUUAAUACAAGGACAGUUCAAAUUACAAGCUCUCAUACAGCUAUUUCAUUCUUUGGCAUUUUUGACUUUUGUCAUUUAAUACAGAAUAGAGGUAUUUUUGUAUCAUCCCUUUUUCAGAUAAUUUCAUCAGUAUGUUGUAUUUCAUGCAAAGUAUGAUUUUUCUAAUUUUGGCGGAAAAUUUUGCUAUAUAUACUGAAUUUUUCCAUGUACUUUUGCCAGAUCUACAGACGCUCAAGGUAACGUUUACCUGUUGUCACCAGGCUGGUCAUUUCUCCCUUUAUCAUUCUUUCCUCUCAUUAAAUUUAUCAUUCGGAGUGUUUUAGUGUAAUUUAGAUAAUUAUCAUUGAUAUUAUGCAGUAAAACAGAUUAAGGACAAUAAAAUAUUUGUGUACUCUGAA